AUGAAGAUCAACACAGCUUUGAUUGUUGCUGGAGCCAUACUUCUCAACAUAGCAGGUUCCCUCUGCCAGUUAGAUGUGUGUGGUCAAGCGCCCCUCAACAACAAGAUUGUUGGAGGAGACAAUGCAACAGCAGGGUCUUGGCCGUGGCAAGUCAGCAUUCAAAGUGUCAAAUUUGGAGCCCAUUUCUGUGGUGGGAGUCUGAUCAAUAAAGACUGGGUUUUGUCAGCAGCACACUGCUUCCAGGGCCUCAGUGCAUCUGAUGUUGUGAUGUACUUUGGGCGUCAGAGUCAAUCAGGCUUAAACUCUAAUGAGAUAAACAGAACAGCGAGAGGUAUCAUCAUUCAUCAAUACUAUAACGAUACUCAGUUCAACAAUGACAUAGCACUGGUCCAGCUCUCCUCGUCUGUGACUUUUUCUGAUUAUAUUAGGCCAGUCUGUCUGGCAGCUGCUGGUAGUAAAUUAGCUGGAGGUACAGAGAGCUGGGUCACUGGAUGGGGAACACUACAGCCUGGGGGUCAGACUGCUAAAAUACUGCAGGAGGUGAUGAUACCAAUUGUGAACAGCACUGAAUGUAAAUUUGUCUAUGGAGCACUUAUUACAAGCAAAAUGAUUUGUGCUGGAAAGGGAGGAAAAGGUUCAUGUCAGGGAGACUCUGGAGGUCCGUUGGUCAACAGGAAUGCCUCUGUGUGGAUUCAGUCGGGCAUUGUGAGUUUUGGUCCAAAACAAUGUGAUGACCCCAAAUAUCCCAGUGUGUUCGCCAGAGUCUCUGAGUACCAGGACUGGAUCACCUCUAACAUAGGCAGCAACCCACCUGGAUUUGUCAAAUUCAACAACAGUGGAUUCAGAAGUUCACUCAACUUCCUUUUGUUUGCCAUUUCUCUCACCUUCUCCAUCAUUCCUUUCACCUUUUCACUCUAUCUCACUUCGUAA
This is a messenger RNA of Labeo rohita (rohu), 930 nucleotides long. Its product is annotated as chymotrypsinogen A. Lineage: Eukaryota; Metazoa; Chordata; Actinopteri; Cypriniformes; Cyprinidae. The transcript is spliced from 6 exons. Gene Ontology annotation, molecular function: serine-type endopeptidase activity. The record is from RefSeq and is a predicted model, not a curated record. The coding region runs from base 1 to 930 and encodes 309 amino acids. Gene Ontology annotation, biological process: proteolysis.